UAGAACAGGGAUUUGUCUGUAAAUGGCGAAGAUCGCUCCUUUGUCCCCCUUCAACUUCGGAGUACCAGAUUAGAUAUUCAGAUGAUAUCAUUUGGAAGGAACAAAACGGUCUUCUUCCUUGGCCGUUUUCUGUUUUCACUUCCUUCUCCCUCAACCUCAUACACCAUUAUUAUAUAUCAAGGCCUAAGCAAAUCCACCUUUCCAGUUUACUCUCCCAGUCUGCAACCCCUUCUACUUCUCUAGUCUCCAAUCUCCAAUCUCCAUUUUCCAAUCUUCUCUCUUACAUCAAAUUCAGUCACUACCCAGUAGUCCUCCACUAGCAAAGAACCUUCUUUCCCUUCACUUUCAGUGUUCAGAGUUCAGACUUCACAGACGCCAACCUUCGUUCCUUAUUCCAGUCUUGCAGAAGUUCGUAAAAUCAGAGUAACCCUUUUUCUUCUUUGAUUGUUGCCCACUUGCAUCUCUUCUCUAUACUGUUUAUAAACCGUAUUUCAACUUAGUAAACUGCUUAUGGUGGCGUUGUUGAAGUCCAUUUCAUAGCUGAAGCAUCUCCGGGUGGUGAUUAUAGCUUAGAAACCAACCUUAAACUGCCUCGGAUUCGUUUUCUGUGGAAACUGUAGUUGAAUCCUACAUUGAAGUCUCGGACCCUUUCCUUCUGUUCACGGAAAUUGAUUUGUUGGUUCAGAUUCUGGAACCGGCGAUGGGAUGAAACAUAGAUCUGCGAAAGAAGAGGGAGAGGAGGGGAUCCUGCCGCGGAAGCUGGAUAUCAUUGUGGGAGCUUUGAAUUCGAUGUUUCUGGUCUCUGAUUUUUAAGAUUCACCAAAAAAAUAUGAGUUCUCGGCGUAAAGAGGAGCUUAAGAGCCUCUGUUGCAACAAUGGCUGGUCGUAUGGAGUCUUCUGGAGCACCAAUCGCCGUAACUCCCUGCUGUUGACCUUGGAAGAUGCUUAUUAUGAUGAUCAAAUGGGCAUGGAGAUUGACAAAAUGCUUCCUCAGGUCCACUUGUUGGGAGAAGGAAUCAUUGGACAAGCAGCUUUUACUGGGAAACACCGUUGGUUAUUCUUAGAUGCUUGCUGUGGAGCAAGGAGUCCUUCAGGAUAUGUCGUCAGUCAAGAUGUCUUUCAGGAUAAUUCAGAGCUUCAUCAUCUGUUUUCCUCUGGAAUAAAGACAGUUGCAGUAAUUUCUGUGGCACCACAGGGAGUGGUACAGUUUGGAUCCACCAAGAAGAUUCUGGAGAGGUUGGAGUUUGUGGAUCACACUCAAAGUUUGUUUCGGCAGAUUGAAAGCAUUGAUAAGCUUAUUCUAUUGCAAAAUGCACAGAGAAAUUUGAAAGGUGAACUCUAUGAUCCAUGUGGAUCAUUUGCUUCUGUAGUAUUGUCUGGCAAUUCCUAUUCCAGUUAUGGAAACAUCAAACCCUCGCAUGAUGACAGCUGCAAAGACCAGAUGGUAAAAUCCCAUUCGUCAUUAAUUAUUCCUCAGUCUUCUGCUUUUACAUCAGAGUGGCACCGUGGUAGCAUGUCGACCUUGAUUGGCAACCAAUUUAACAUCAAAAGCCAAUAUCAAAUGGAAGGUGUGGAGGCUCAAAUGACAUUAACAAAACCUAGUAUGCAGUUGCCGCAGGGCUUAUCAAAGUCUUAUUCCAGUUGUACCGAGAACACUGUUCACAGACUCCAAACCAUGAGUUUCCUGAGUUGUGAAGGUUCAACCCUAAAUUCAUUUGAACCAAAACUACUAGGUGGAGCAGGAAUGUGUGUUACUCCAAAAGUACCUUCAGCCAAUCUGCAUACUCCUGUAUCUUACCAAAACUCACAUGUAGAUUUUCAAGGGGAGUCAACCUUCCAGCCAUUAGGUAGCAUAGGCAGGUCACUUGAUCCGGUUUCUGACAAAGGAAUAAUUGAAGGCAACAAAACUAGCAGAUAUGGCACAGGGGAAUUGGUAGACAGCCAACCACUCGCUUUCUUUACCCAUCCAGCAGAAGAUGAACUUCCAGAGGUAUCAUCUUGCUUUCCUACAUUCACUGGAGAGUCUAGGUCGUCCAAUGCUACGUCAGCUGUUUCUGAACCCAACCCAGUAUAUAAUCUCUCUCAGUUGGGUGAUCCACCAUUGCAGCAGGGAAACAAUGGAUUGGCACUGAAUGUCAACUUCUCAAAACCAUUAGUAGUGCCAGGUAAUCAUUCGAAUCAGGCAGUUACACCUGCCAUCAAUAACAUAAAUUCUCCUGGUGCUGUAUGUGAUAGGAAAGGAAACUCUUCAAAUGCAUAUAUGCAAAUGCCUGCCGUAAACGACCUUUUUGAUAAUUUGGGAUUGGAUUUUAGCAGCUGCCAGAGUCGGGAGUGCUGGGAUGAUGUUCUGUUGCCACUAGGGACUGGUGGCUGCCCAAGUUUGAGUACUCGUAUUUCAGAGUGUAUCUCAGAGUUAGAGGUUGGUUCCAUGGCUGUUCCCCAGAGAGGAUUCUUCUCUGGUGAACAGCUGUUAAAUGAUGUUGUCUGUAACUUUAACUCGGUUACCAAUCCUAGCUCAGAGGAUUCCGCAACUACUAUAACGAGAACAGGAAGUAGUACAGGAUACUGUAAUCAAAUUCAGUUGGCUGGUCUCUCUCCCUUGGGUGGAAAUAUGGAUGUGGUGCUGCCUGAAUAUAAUAACCUGGAUAAGAUUAAAACACCUGUAAUUCAGAAGGAAAUUGUUGCAAAGUCUCAGGUGGGAUCAUGGAUAGAUGAUAGUUAUAGCAUGAAUGCAGAGAGUGCUGUGGUUACUCAGCCUAAGAGAACUGAAGAACCAGCCACAGUUACCAAGAAAAGAGCUCGGCCUGGAGAAAGUACUCGGCCAAGGCCCAAAGACCGUCAGCAAAUCCAAGACCGCAUCAAAGAGCUGCGAGAGAUUGUGCCUAAUGGUGGAAAGUGUAGCAUCGAUGCUUUGUUGGAUCGAACCAUCAAAUAUAUGCUUUUCUUGCAGAGUGUAAAUAAAUACGCCAAUCAACUUAAAAAAGAUGAUGAGCCUAAAAUGAUUGGUGAUGAGAGCUGUGUGAUUCUGAAAGACAAUGCAAGCGGUGAUGGUUGUGGUGCCACCUGGGCAUUUGAAGUGGGUGGUCAAACCAUGGUCUGCCCAAUUAUAGUUGAGGACCUCGGGCCCCCUAGGCAGAUGCUGAUAAAGAUGCAUUGUGAAGAGCAGGGUUUCUUUCUUGAGAUAGCAGACAUUAUUCAGGGUAUUGGCUUGACUAUCUUGAAGGGAGUAAUCGAAGUUCGAGAAGAUAAGUUCUGGGCACGGUUUGUUGUUGAGGCAAGCAAGGAAGUAACCAGAAUGGAUGUAUUUUUGUCUCUCGUUCAUCUUCUACAACAAACAGUAAGCAGUGGAGUUGGUUCGAGUAAUCAGCAAAGCAAGGUUGUUGAUGGUGAGGUUCCACUAUUCAACAAUUUUCAGCAAUCUUCAAUGCCACUCCCAGUCAGAUUGGUUGAUGGAAUGCAGUGACCUGAUCUAUAAAAUCAUGGUCCAGAAUUGCCUCGAGCAGUCGCCAUUGUGUGCCUUGCCAUGACUGGUAUUCUGCAACAUUGUCUUCCAAGAGUGACGAAAAAGCUCAUAUUUAUUUGAGUCUCUCCAUAACGAAUGAGUAGGUGCACAAGGGAAUUAUACUGUAGGUGCACAAGGGAAUUAUACUUUCUCCUCUGUACCAAAAGAAGAGGAUAGAGAUGCGUAUUUGCAUGUUGAGAAUUUCUGCCAUUGCAAUUGAAGAUCCUGCCCAAGAGUAGGGAGUCUGGUAAGGAGUAGGCUUGUGCAGUGGGUUUGUGGCUGUGAUGGGAUGAGGUCCAUGUUGGACAAAUACAGAGCAAGGCUGCCAAGCACAAACAGAAAGAGAGAGAGAUGGUGGAUCUGAGUGCUCUUUCUUCUUUGGCUCUCUCCUAACUUGUGUAUAACCAUGGAACUUGCAUUGAAAUUGAAUUAGAACUAGUUAAUAAAGCUGUACUAAGAGUUGUUUCA
This is a messenger RNA of Macadamia integrifolia, 3970 nucleotides long. Its product is annotated as transcription factor LHW-like. The transcript is spliced from 10 exons. Gene Ontology annotation, biological process: regulation of DNA-templated transcription. Bases 830 to 3463 code for a protein of 877 amino acids. NCBI's taxonomy places the organism in Eukaryota, Viridiplantae, Streptophyta, Magnoliopsida, Proteales, Proteaceae. Gene Ontology annotation, molecular function: DNA-binding transcription factor activity; protein dimerization activity. The record is from RefSeq and is a predicted model, not a curated record.